UGAAACAGCAUUGGAACUUAGUGCCCUGAUUGGAACAAAGCGUGAAACAAGAACAGAGGCCCCGACUGAAUUUGCUAGAAACCAUAACGUUUAAUCAGGCUAAUAAGAUAGGGAAAGUAUAAACACUGUAAAGCUCACACAAAAACGUCACAGAUCAAGCCACCAACUGAGUGCACAUCAUGGAAGUCCGAUCUGUUCUGCUGAAAUCAUUUCACUUGGAUCCAAGUUUUUCUCUGAUGACAGUGCGAUCAGCCGUUCUCAGCAUGGAAUUGUUCAACCUGCUUGAUAUUCACGGUACAUCAGCGAUUAACGACGUCAUAUUCUGCGCUUGGCUGCGCAGCUGCACAAACCUGAAGGGCCACCAGGUAUACGACCUGUUUGAACUGUUCGACGUCGACCGAUCCGGAGAGAUCGAUUUCGACGAGUUCUACCUGGUCAUCGCCAUACUGGUCGCCGUCAAAGACAAAGUGGAGAAGGAGUUUAUCUACCGGCACUCGCGGGCCGUGUUCAACAUCAUGGACUUUGACCAGUCGGGCUCUGUGUCGGCCGAGGAAUUCGAGAGGAUCGGCUUCAUGUUCAACUUCUACAGCACGGCCAUCCGCUCCAUCUUCAAGGAGUUCGACGUGUCUGGAGACUCAGAGCUCGACUUCAAGGAGUUCAAGCUGUUUGCGAUGGCGUGCAUUGACCAGCAGAGGGCCAUCUGGCUGAAGGAGCAGCGGAAGCAGUUGCAGCGCAGCCAGCUCAAGUUCCUCACAGAGAACAAGGAGCUGCUGCUCUCCUUCCUCCGCAGAAGCGGCACCAUUAUCAAGCGGCCAGGAGUCGAAGAUUGAGGAUGUUUGCACGGCUGCGAACGCCGGCUUGCCAUAUAAGUCGGGUGGAUACGGGACAUCAACUGCCCAUGCCCGAUCGGCAGCGUGGUGCGCCGUCCACCCAGAGUUCCACAGAUCAUUGGUGUGCGUGUGAUAACACAAUGUGCGUGCAGUCAAUUGCAUGCAGUGUUUGUGAUUUAAAUGCGGUAAACUGAUGUUUUUUUCUGUGAUGGUCUUCCUCGGUUUCAUGAUCCGAUAGCUAACUUGGCCAAUGAAGAGUUCCCAUGUCA
Molecule: messenger RNA, 1099 nt
Organism: Amphibalanus amphitrite
Lineage: Eukaryota; Metazoa; Arthropoda; Thecostraca; Balanomorpha; Balanidae
Product: EF-hand calcium-binding domain-containing protein 9-like
Exons: 5
Coding region: 180-830 (216 amino acids)
Cellular component (GO): cytoplasm
Molecular function (GO): calcium ion sensor activity
Source: RefSeq, a predicted model, not a curated record